AGUACUUCUAUUUAGAAAGCCUCAAGAAAGGAACCAAAUCCCUCUCUCUCUCUCCCCCAGCUGCUGCUGCUGCUGCCUGCUGCUCCCCCAGCAGCUAUUGGAGCUCAGCCAUCCAGAAGUCCAGAGCACUAGCUGUUCAUUGAUAAGAGUCCCCUUCUGCUUCCCACACACCACAUAUCAAUCUUUGAUAUAACCUCCCGAUCUGCGGUACUUUCGGCAUCGGAAACCAAAGAUUUCCACCGAUCCAUCGUUUUUCUCCCCUCAAGCACCAGCAAAAAUUCCAUCUUUAAGCGGGGAUUAACGACGCUGCUUUGAGUAGAAGCCAGCUUUAUGUCAGAUUUCUAGCGUAUCUUUAGCUGGAUUAGAGUAGCACUCUGUGAUACUUCAGUUUCAGCAAGCAAUCCGAAAAACAGAAGCAGCAGCUUCAGUGCUUGCCCAAACCAAUAAUAUCUUGCUAGCACUGGUGAGUUGAAUCAAUGGGCAGAGGCAGAGGCAGAGGAAGGAAGCUGACUAUUGCCAGGAGCCACGAUGAGAAAGUAAGCAGCGGCGAAGAGGUUGUGCCUGCAAGGAAGAGGAGGGGAAGGCCGCAGAAGCACUUCGCCGAUAAGGUUGAACAAGUCGAUGUCGAAAAUCUUGUUGAAGAUGGCGAUGGUGGUGACGAAGAUGCCAAACUGAAAGCUAGUGCUGGUAGCAAGAGAGGCAGGCCACUGAAAGAGAGCCCCAAUGUUGUCCUGGAAGAGAACAGCAAUUCUAGUGUUCGAUCAAGCAGCGAUGAAUCUGCUAGGACCAAUGGGUUCAGGCAGAUUGGGAACCGGAGGAAAAGCACGCCCCGGCGAGCAGCGGAAGCAGGCCUAGAAUGCAAGUGAGCCAAUGAGCCAUCGAUUCCCAUACAAUUUUCGGUACCAGGUAGUCUUCAAAAUUUUCCAUCCUGGCCUUUCAAUUAGUAGUUUCGCAAUGAUGCAAGAUGUAAACAAGCAUGUACUGAGUGCUCAGAUUUGUGUUCAUGUUGGCGCAAAAUGUAUGGACUAGUUGUACACCAACGUACCUUGUUCGGCUGUUCUACGCUUAGCACUGUUUUCUGGUCUGCUUUUUGCAGAGUUUUACUUGGGAAUAGCUAGAGAUUCUAGUAGUAUUGCAGUUUU
Molecule: messenger RNA, 1142 nt
Organism: Brachypodium distachyon (stiff brome)
Lineage: Eukaryota; Viridiplantae; Streptophyta; Magnoliopsida; Poales; Poaceae
Exons: 2
Coding region: 477-866 (129 amino acids)
Molecular function (GO): DNA binding
Source: RefSeq, a predicted model, not a curated record